CUCUUAACUGCCACAUGAGUGUUGCGUACUCUUGUCCCCCAUACCCAUCUCCCUUCCUUCCUUCCUUCCAUUUCUAUUCCUUCCAACUUCCAUUUUCUCUCUCCCAAAUCCGAAUGGCCACCCCCAAAUUACAUUCAAUAACCCUACUACCAUUUCUCUCUCCUCUCUUCUUCUUCUUCUUCUUCACGCUCUCCAUUGCCGACGAUGCCGCCGUCAUGUCCAACCUCCGCAAGUCACUCACCGGAGCCCCUUCCGACUGGUCCACCACCUCCUUCUGCAAGUGGUCCGGCAUCACCUGUGACACCUCCAACCGCGUAACCUCCAUCAAUCUCCCCAAGAGCUCCAUCUCAGGAACCCUCCCUUCCGAUCUCAACACCCUCACGCAGCUAACCACUCUCUCCCUCUCCUCAAACGCGCUCUCCGGCGCGUUGCCCUCACUCGCUAACCUCACCAUGCUCCAAACCGUACUACUAGACCAAAACAACUUCACCUCAAUCACCAAAGCCGCCUUCUCGGGACUCACGAGCCUCCAGGAGCUAAGCAUGACCACCAAUGUCAACCUCCAGCCCUGGACAAUUCCCACCGAGUUGACUCAGUCUACCGAACUCGUCACCCUCGAUCUCGGCACCACCAACCUUUUCGGCACCUUGCCGGACUUCUUCGACUCGUUUCCUGGCCUUCAGAAUCUCCGCCUCUCCUACAACAAACUCACCGGUCAGCUGCCCCGGUCACUCGCCGGAUCUUCCGUACAGAAUCUCUGGCUCAACAACCAGGACGAUAGCGCUGGGUUUACCGGCACCGUCGAUGUACUCGCGUCAAUGACGCACUUGAAUCAGGUCUGGCUUCAGAAGAAUCAGUUUACCGGUCCCAUUCCGAAUUUGUCAAACUGCACCGAUUUGUUCGAUUUGCAGCUUCGCGAUAACCAGUUAACCGGCGUUGUACCCGUUGCACUGACCACAAUGUCGAGUUUGAGGAACGUUUCUUUGGACAAUAACAGACUCCAGGGUCCGACUCCGGCGUUCGGGAAAGAUGUGACGGUCACGCUUACUGGGCUCAACAGAUUUUGCGCGAAAGCUGGAGAGUCUUGUGAUGAUAGGGUGAACACCCUUCUUGCCGUUGCGGCCGGGUUUGACUACCCGUACCGGUUGGCGGACUCUUGGGAUGGCAACAAUCCUUGUAAUGAUUGGACCUCUGUUGUGUGCGUUGGGGAGAAGAUUGUGACCUUGAAUUUCAAGAAUCUUGAUUUGAACGGGACGAUCUCGCCGGCUUUGGCGAAUUUAACGGAUUUGAAGAACUUGUAUCUGAAUGACAAUAAUUUGACAGGCUCAAUACCGGAGAGUUUGACGAGUUUGGCUCAGCUCGAGGUUCUGGAUGUUUCUAAUAACAAUUUGACGGGGAAGAUUCCGAGUUUCCCUUCUAAGGUGAAGUUCAGCCAUGGUGGCAAUGCUUUGCUUGGGGUUUCUGGUGGAGGUGGAGGAAGUGGGAAUGGCUCAUCUUCAAAUUCUGGUGAUGCACCAAGUGGAAGUCCUUCUAAGGCAUCGAGUGGUACUUCGCUUUCUCCUGCUUGGAUUGUAGGUAUAGCCAUUAUUGCCGUGUUUUUCGUUGCAGUUGUUUUGUUUGUGUUUUGCAAGUGUUAUGCCAAGAACAGGCACAAGAAAUUUGGAAGGGUAAAUAACCCUGAAACAGGGAAAGGAGAGGUUAAGAUUGAUAUGGUGGGUGCUUCCAGUUCCAAUGGAUUUGUGGGAGCAGGGGGAGCAACAAGUGAGUUGCAAAGCCAGGGUAGCGAGCAAAACGAACAGCUCCCUGUUUUUGAAGGUGGGAAUGUCACAAUUUCGAUCCAAGUUCUUAGGCAAGUUACAAAUAAUUUCAGUGAGGAUAACAUUUUGGGUAGGGGAGGGUUUGGUGUUGUGUAUAAAGGGGAAUUGCAUGAUGGGACUAAGAUUGCAGUGAAGAGGAUGGAAUCGGUUGCAAUGGGAACCAAAGGAAUGAAUGAGUUUCAAGCAGAGAUUGCAGUUCUAACUAAAGUUAGGCAUAGGCAUUUGGUUGCUCUUUUAGGAUAUUGCAUGAAUGGCAAUGAAAGACUUCUUGUGUAUGAGUAUAUGCCUCAAGGAACACUAACACAGCAUCUGUUCGAUUGGCAUGAGAAUGGAUGCGCUCCUUUGACAUGGAAACAAAGGGUGGCAAUAGCCCUGGAUGUAGCAAGGGGAGUGGAAUACUUGCACAGUUUAGCUCAGCAAAGCUUCAUUCAUAGAGACUUGAAACCCUCGAACAUUCUGUUGGGUGAUGACAUGAGAGCUAAGGUUGCUGAUUUUGGUUUGGUUAAAAAUGCACCUGAUGGAAAAUAUUCAGUUGAGACACGGUUAGCUGGAACGUUUGGAUAUCUUGCACCCGAAUAUGCAGCUACUGGGAGAGUGACAACAAAAGUCGACGUCUACGCAUUUGGGGUAGUUUUGAUGGAACUUAUUACAGGCAGAAGGGCCUUGGAUGAUACCGUGCCUGAUGAUAGGUCACACUUGGUUUCAUGGUUCCGCAGGGUACAAAUUAACAAGGAGAACAUCCCAAAGGCAAUUGAUCAAACCCUUGAUCCUGACGAGGAAACCAUGGAGAGCAUUUAUAAGGUGGCUGAGCUUGCAGGCCAUUGCACUGCGCGCGAACCGUACCAAAGGCCUGAUAUGGGGCAUGCGGUGAAUGUGUUGGUCCCCCUUGUAGAGCAAUGGAAGCCUACAAACCAUGAAGAAGAAGAAGGUUAUGGCAUUGAUCUCCACAUGAGCCUUCCUCAAGCUCUCAGAAGGUGGCAAGCCAAUGAAGGUACUUCCACCAUGUUCAAUGACAUGUCCUUCUCCUCACAAACGCAAUCGAGCAUUCCGGCGAAACCUUCUGGGUUUGCUGACUCCUUUGAUUCAAUGGAUUGCCGGUAACAAAAACGAAAUAAUUUUGGGAAGCUUGUUAAGAUGUUUUGACCAACCGGCACCACCAAAGUGUAUCAGAAAUAUAAUUUAUUUAUUUUUUAAAAAUGUAUUUUAUUUACCAUUCUUGGCUUCUUGCAUUCUUCGAUUAAAGUUUGAUGAUCUAUUGAUUCUUUUUAAUACUGUAGUCUGUAGAUUUUUUUGGUGACUACUGUAGUCUGUAGAUUGGUUCUAGUCUUCUAGACGCAGUGGAUGGUUGCGCCCGUAGAAAAAAUGUUAAUUGUAUGAUAUCGUUUUUAACAAAUUUUACUCAGAAGAGUAUUUAUUCUUUUUAAUUAUAUGUUAUA
Arachis stenosperma is the source of this 3253-nucleotide messenger RNA. RefSeq names its product receptor-like kinase TMK4. Gene Ontology annotation, biological process: protein phosphorylation. The transcript is spliced from 2 exons. Gene Ontology annotation, molecular function: protein kinase activity; protein binding; ATP binding. Lineage: Eukaryota; Viridiplantae; Streptophyta; Magnoliopsida; Fabales; Fabaceae. Bases 15 to 2918 code for a protein of 967 amino acids. The record is from RefSeq and is a predicted model, not a curated record.